Molecule: messenger RNA, 1134 nt
Organism: Coffea eugenioides
Lineage: Eukaryota; Viridiplantae; Streptophyta; Magnoliopsida; Gentianales; Rubiaceae
Exons: 2
Coding region: 1-1134 (377 amino acids)
Source: RefSeq, a predicted model, not a curated record
AUGACAUUAAGGAAUGGCAAGGAAGUUGAGGGGCCAAAGGUCACGAACUUGAAGAGUAAAAGUGAAGACGAGAUCGAGAAGGAGAUAGAGGAAGAAGGACACAUUCGUGGAGAUCCUGAGGUAACUGGUACACCAUCAAUACCCGUUAAAUCUAAUUUACCCCAUUUUCCAUGCAGGUUGGUAAAGACGAAGAAGGCAGAGAAGGAAAAAGAGAUCCUGGACGUAUUCAGGAAAGUGGAGAUCAAUAUCCCAUUGUUGGAAGCAAUUAAGCAAGUGCCGAAGUACGCGAAAUUUCUCAAGAACUUAAGCACCCAUAAGAGGAAAUUGAGAGGGGAUGAAAGAGUAGCGGUGAGAGAAAACGUAUCAGCCAUACUCCAAAGAAAGCUCCCACCCAAGUGUGAAGAUCCAGAUAUGUUCACGAUCCCGUGCAAAAUAGGAAAUACACCGAUUAGAAAAGCAAUGUUAGAUUUAGGGGCGUCAAUUAAUGUGAUGCCAAAGACCAUUUUUGCUUCUCUGAACCUUGGGCCACUAAAAGAAACAGCCAUCAUAAUCCAACUAACUGAUCGCACAAAUGCUUAUCCAGAGGGGCUAGUUGAGGAUGUUUUGGUUCAGGUAAAUGAAUUAGUCUUUCCUGCAGACUUUUAUAUCUUGGACAUGGGAGAUGAAAAAUCAUUAAACCCGUCACCUAUCUUGUUAGGUAGACCGUUUCUUAGCACCGUCAGGACUAAAAUAGAUGUGAAUGAGGGUACUUUUUCAAUGAAAUUUGAUGGUGAAACUGUGAAUUUUAACAUUUUUGAGGAAACUUUUGAAUUGGAUGGUGAAGAUGCAUUAGAAGUGGCCCUAACCAAGCAUCUUGAGUUGGGUGUGACUCUUGAUGUGGACAUGAGGGAUGAGCUACACCACACAAUUGAAGCCGUGCACUCACUUCCAACCGUAUCUCCAAGGUAUGAGUUUACUUCUCUUUUUGUGCCAGAGGUUCAGACAAAGUCGCUUCCUUCAGUUGUGCAGGCACCGGAGUUAGAGCUAAAACCUCUUCCGAAACAUCUAAAGUACGCAUUCCUAGGAGACCGGGAGACGCUUCCGAUGAUCAUCUCUGCACAUCUAUCUCCAAGUCAAGAGGACAGACUGAUGUGA